Molecule: messenger RNA, 1407 nt
Organism: Rhineura floridana
Lineage: Eukaryota; Metazoa; Chordata; Lepidosauria; Squamata; Rhineuridae
Gene: HADH
Product: hydroxyacyl-CoA dehydrogenase
Exons: 8
Coding region: 137-1066 (309 amino acids)
Biological process (GO): fatty acid beta-oxidation
Cellular component (GO): mitochondrion
Molecular function (GO): NAD+ binding; (3S)-3-hydroxyacyl-CoA dehydrogenase (NAD+) activity
Source: RefSeq, a predicted model, not a curated record
AGCUGAUUCGCAGCACGGCCCUCCCUGGCUCAGUUGCACUCUGUUGGGUUUCUUAGCGCAGGCCCGGCCCCAGCCGCCGCUCGUUCGGCGGCCCGCCUUCUCCUCCUCCUCUGCUCCCGGUGCAACGCGCUUCGCCAUGGCCUUCGCCACCCGUCCGUUCGUGCGCUUGGCGUCCACCGCCGCCGCCAAGAAGCUGGUGGUGAAGCAUCUGACGGUGAUCGGAGGCGGCCUCAUGGGCGCCGGGAUCGCCCAGAUUGCUGCAGCAACUGGCCACACUGUGAUAUUGGUGGACCAGUCAAAUGAAAUACUAAAUAAAUCCAAGCAAGGAAUUGAAGAUAGCCUGAAAAGACUGGCCAAGAAAAAGUUUGCAGACAAACCUGAGGCUGGUGCUGAAUUCAUUGAGAAGACCUUAAAGAACUUGACCGUGAGCACAGAUCCAGUCUCUGUAGUACACAGCACUGACCUCGUAGUGGAAGCCAUUGUGGAAAACUUAGCAGCAAAAAACGAGCUCUUCAAGACACUGGAUAAGUUUGCCCCAGAGCACACAAUAUUUGCUAGCAACACUUCAUCAUUGCCAAUCACAGAUAUAGCCAAUGCUACCACCAGGCAGGACCGGUUUGGUGGCCUACAUUUCUUUAAUCCAGUGCCUCUGAUGAAACUUGUGGAGGUUGUCAAGACGCCAAUGACCAGCCAAAAAACCUUUGAAUCCCUCAUGGAUUUCAGCAAAGCAUUGGGGAAGAAUCCAGUCUCGUGUAAGGAUACUCCUGGGUUUAUUGUCAACAGGCUCCUUGUGCCUUACCUGAUGGAAGCAGCUCGGCUCUUUGAGAGAGGAGAUGCAUCAAAGGAAGAUAUUGACAUUGCCAUGAAGCUCGGGGCAGGUUAUCCCAUGGGCCCAUUUGAGCUCUUGGAUUAUGUUGGCUUGGAUACCAGUAAAUAUAUUAUAGAUGGGUGGCAUUUGUUAGAGCCAGACAACCCUCUUUUUGCUCCAAGCCCACUACUGAAUCAACUCGUAGAGGAGAAGAAACUGGGGAAGAAGACUGGAGAAGGAUUUUAUAAACACAAUUGAACCUGCUUUUCUCAUACAAGGAUAACCCUUCUGUGCCAUUUGGCAUUCCCAUGCUGUACUUGGAAUACUGCUUAAUCAGGGCUUUAAAAAGAAGAAGUCAGCACUCUAUAAUCAAAAUGUACAAUGUGUCUGGAGGCAGUUGUUUUCCCUGUCUAAUGAUUCCCUUGAUCUCUAAUACUGAGAGCUUUACAUACUCAAGUGCCUUUCUUUAUAAGCUCCCUUUAUACUGGUUCAAGACACUGUCUCAAAGACCAAAUGGGGUCUGAGUUCAUAAGACUUGUUAAAAAAAAAAAGUUUAAACUGGCAGACACUUUAAACCAAAUAAAAUUGUCCCAAGAUCA